UGCAGUAGUGAAAGAUGAAGAAACUAGCGGCUCUAUCUAACCAUUCUGUACCCAUCGUAAGAGAAUACGUAGAAUCUGAUAUUAUUCCAGAUAUUCUUCCGGAAUUUAAUCGUCAAAAAAGUUGUGUUUUCUGUGAUAUUGCUCAUGGAGAUGAUCUGAACACAGAUCUUUUAUACAAGGAUGACAACUUCGUCGCCUUUCGUAACAUCACUCCUGCCGCCACCCACCAUUACCUCAUCAUACCGAAGGAUCACAUCAAAGACGCCGUCAAUCUCCGUCCUCAUCACAUCCCCAUGCUUCAACAAAUGGAAACUAUUGCCUAUGAAAUUCUAAAGCAGCAAGGGGCCGGAUGUAUGCCUUCCAGGGUAGGAUACCACUGGCCACCUUUCAUUUCCGUCGCCCACCUGCACCUGCACGCCAUCGCACCCGAGAAAGAGCUCUCUAUUAGGCCAAGGAUACUUUUCCAGCCGGGAACCAGGUGGUUUCUGACGACAAAAGAAGUGAUUGCGAAGAUCAGAAACAAGCGGAUGAUAUCUUCCUUAUGAUUCAGUUAAUGUUUACAAAACUCUAUUUGUUCCGGUCCCAUCUUCGGACUCGUGGCGCAAUGAUCACCGGCCAACAGAGAUGAAUGGAAAGGAACAGGCCACCUGCACUGCAUCACUGCACCGAUUAGGG
This is a messenger RNA of Argiope bruennichi, 675 nucleotides long. Its product is annotated as adenosine 5'-monophosphoramidase HINT3-like. Gene Ontology annotation, molecular function: catalytic activity. The transcript is spliced from 6 exons. The coding region runs from base 15 to 545 and encodes 176 amino acids. The record is from RefSeq and is a predicted model, not a curated record. NCBI's taxonomy places the organism in Eukaryota, Metazoa, Arthropoda, Arachnida, Araneae, Araneidae.